Misgurnus anguillicaudatus (oriental weatherfish) is the source of this 1143-nucleotide messenger RNA. Lineage: Eukaryota; Metazoa; Chordata; Actinopteri; Cypriniformes; Cobitidae. The record is from RefSeq and is a predicted model, not a curated record.
AUGUUCCAGCUUAAACCCGCUAAGACCAAGGUCACUCCGUCUCGACCUCACUGGACGCAGGGGAUCCACCACAAGGCACGGCUGCAGACACAGCCUAUCAGCGAUUGCUGUGUUGAUCGCUCUCACCUGAACGAUAUCGGGCUUGAUUUAGAGUUUUGGGGAAACCCCGGGAAUUCCGGUGUUUUGCCUCAGUCGUCCGGACGGAACCAUCGCCGGGCGGAACCGAUCUUACCCACUUUUGGUUCCGCCCUCACAGAUCGUCACUUGGUCUACAGGAUGUUGACCACUGCAGCUCUUAUUCUCAUUGUCACCAGUAAAGUUGUCCUGGGACAGGUUGACAGACUGGCUGUUAAAAGACAGAGAUAUCCAUUAAAUUUGGCACCCGAUUCAGUUGAUAAUCGGUAUGAUGGCUGUACAGAGAAGAUGGAAAAAUUGGUGGAGACAAAAUAUCUAACUGAAGAAAUCACUGCUAACAUAUCAGGCUUUGGAAAAGUUUGGGAAAACAGUACAAAAAACAUCCCUGGACCAAAAGACAAUCUGAAAAGAAACCAUUUAAUUGCCAUUUCUGUGUAUACUGGUGUUAUAGUAUACAGUAAAUUCAAUAAGGAUGUUAGGACCGGUAAACAGAAAUACAAAGACAAGACAUACAAAUGGUACUCGCUUCAUUUUUGGUUGACACAAGCAAUACAGACUCUAAAGAAGACUGAAAAGGGAUGCAAGUCAACUUAUCGUGGUACCAAUGUUACAUUUGAUGGUGUCAAUAACACAGAGAUUCGUUUUGGCUCAUUUGCGUCCUCCUCUCUUGAUCGUAAAGCAACAAUUGCUUUCGGAACUGAAUCUUGUUUUGAAAUCGAGACUUGUCACGGUGCUGAUGUGUCAAAGUACUCCCAGUUUCCUAAUCAGAAAGAGGUGUUGAUUCCCCCGUAUGAGACGUUUAAUAUCACUGAUAUCAGGAUAGGUCAGAAGGGUGACUGGUGUAAGACUGUGUUUGUGUUGGAAAGCUCUGGAAUAAGAAGUGACUUAAACUGUGCAGUGGCAUCAGCCGAUUCCCAGAUAUAUCACAGAUCUCUUUCGCUGUGGCUGACCAGCUUUUACAUCUUCGUUCAUUUCUCUUUUUUAUAUUAAAUAUAACUUUCACUUCUU